AUGGAUCACCAGAAGAAGCCCCAAACACGAAGAAGCUUGAAGCGGAAGUUGGAGCAAGAUCUUGAAGAAGGCAAAGCAGAUCGCUGCAAGGUACCGGUCGUCGAAUCUCGCCUUACUCACCAAGAUCUCCUUCAAGAGGUUGGCCUUUACGUCGGCCUUCUCAACUCCACUCUCUCCUUUUCGAAAGCCGAUCGCUCCGCCGCCAAACGCGCCACUCACUUCCUCUCCGAACUCGCCAAGAACGAGGAUAUUGUGAAUUUGAUUGUGGAGUGUGGUGCGGUUCCUGCACUGGUAAAGCAUCUUCAAACGCCACCACCGUUGAGAGAAGGCGACGCGAUGCCAUUGGAGAAUGAAGUGGAGAAAGGAAGUGCGUUUGCGCUUGGACUACUCGCCGUCAAGCCAGAGCAUCAACAACUCAUAGUUGACGCUGGGGCUCUGCCCUAUCUCGUGAAUCUGCUAAAAAACCAUAAGGAUGGUUGUAAUUCUCGAGCAGUCAAUGGAGUUAUAAGGAAAGCUGCUGAUGCUAUAACAAAUCUUGCUCAUGAAAAUGCCGGCAUUAAAACCCGCAUCAGGAUUGAGGGUGGAAUCCCACCGCUUGUAGAGUUGCUUGAGCAUCAUGAUAUAAAGGUGCAGAGGGCAGCUGCUGGGGCCUUAAGGACCCUAGCAUUUAAGAAUGAUGAGAAUAAAAAUCAGAUUGUUGAAUGCAAUGCUUUACCCACCCUCAUACUAAUGCUGUGCUCUGAGGAUGUUUCUAUUCAUUAUGAAGCGGUUGGCGUGAUUGGGAACCUUGUCCACUCCUCUCCAAGCAUAAAGAAACAAGUUCUUCUUGCUGGAGCACUGCAGCCUGUUAUUGGAUUACUUAGUUCUAGCUGUCUGGAGAGCCAAAGGGAAGCAGCUUUACUAAUAGGUCAAUUUGCUGCUGCUGAUUCUGAUUGCAAGGUUCACAUUGUCCAAAGAGGAGCUGUUCCUCCUUUAAUUGAAAUGCUUCAGUCUUCAGACGUGCAACUCAAGGAAAUGUCUGCAUUUGCACUUGGACGUUUGGCCCAGGACACACACAAUCAAGCUGGAAUUGUGCAAAACGGUGGAUUAGUGCCCUUGCUUAGGCUUCUUGAUUCAAAAAAUGAACCUCUGCAACAUAAUUCUGCAUUUGCUCUAUAUGGUCUUGCUGAUAAUGAGGAUAAUGUUGUAGAUCUUAUCAGGACUGGAGGUGCUCAGAAACUCCAGGAAGGGGAGUUUAUUGUCCAGCCAACUAAAGAUUGUGUGGCAAAGACAUUGAAGAGAUUGGAGGAGAAGAUUCAUGGACGAGUACUGAAUCACCUAUUAUACCAGUUGCGUUUAGCAGACAAGGCUGUUCAAAUACAAGUUGCUCUGGCUCUUGCUCAUCUUUGUGCCCCUGAUGAUCAGCAAUAUAUUUUUGUUGACAAUAAUGGACUGGAGCUGUUACUAGGCCUUCUUGAGUCUACAAGUUUCAAACAACAGCAAGAUGGUUCAGCAGCCUUGUAUAAGUUGGCCACUAAGGGCAAUCCACUCUCAUCUGCAGAUGCAGCUCCGCCAUCACCAACUCCACAGGUGUACUUGGGUGAGCAGUAUGUAAAUAAUCCUACAUUAUCUGAUAUUACAUUCUUGGUUGAAGGUAAACGAUUCUAUGCUCACAGAAUUUGUCUUCUUGCGUCUUCGGAUACAUUCCGUGCAAUGUUUGAUGGUGGUUACCGGGAGAGGGAUGCCAAAGAUGUGGAGAUUCCAAAUAUCAGAUGGGAUGUUUUUGAGUUAAUGAUGAGGUAUAUAUACACAGGAUCAGUGAAUGUGGAGAUUGAUAUUGCUCAAGAUCUUCUUAGAGCUGCUGAUCAGUAUCUUCUUGAUGGCCUUAAGCAUCUUUGCGAGUAUGCUAUAUCCCAGGAUAUUUCUGUGGAGAAUGUUACGCUGAUGUAUGAUUUAGCGGAGGCCUUUAAUGCCAUGACGCUGCGGGAAGCAUGCAUACUUUUCAUAUUAGAGCACUUUGAAAGACUGAGUACCAAGCCGUGGUAUGUUAUUCCUUCCCUUCCCUUUUAUAAUAAGAGGACAAAUUGUGUUUUGUUGUCCAAAAACUUGUCAGGCUAUAAGCUGUUUCCACUUUCAUGGCUCGAAUCAUGCAGGUGUGCUCGUUUGAUUCAACGCAUGGUUCCAGAUAUACGCAAUUACUUUAUAAAAGCACUUGCGAAGCCUGUGCAAAUUGACGCAAGACAACUAUAAAUGAUUUUGCCUUACUUUUGGACUAACAUUAGAGUUGGAACUUGGAACACCAUCUACACGUAUAAAUAGUUUAGGAGUUAGAAAUUACAGGUCGAUCUGAUGUAAAGAAAUUUUGCUGAUAACCUGUGUAUUUUGUUCACUGUAACUAAUAACAUCUCUUUUAUUUGGAUUAAGUAAAAAAAAAAAUGAAAAAAAUCAUUCCAACCCCAUACUUCUUUAUCCUCCACUUUCAGUUAGGUUUAUUAGCCAUUUAAGCGUGUAAGUCCUGUGAUUUGUGAUGCAAACUGCCAUCACGUCUCCUGGUUCUAACUCCACGUACCACAACAAAUCUAUUUAAAUCAAUGGGGACGGCUGCAGAUUGAUGAGCUUGGCUUUUGGGU
Messenger RNA from Theobroma umbraticum, 2609 nucleotides. Lineage: Eukaryota; Viridiplantae; Streptophyta; Magnoliopsida; Malvales; Malvaceae. The record is from RefSeq and is a predicted model, not a curated record.